AAUACCUACAAUUCUUCAUCCGCUCGUCAACAUUUCACUACUAUUUUUUUAUACAUUACCGAGAUGACAGUUUAUCAACCGGUGUACGCAUGCUUAGAGCUGUGGAGGAGCGCACCACAUGCACAUGUACACAUUGUACUCUCGAUAAAAGCAUCUGGGAACGACCGCGCAUCGCUUUGCAUUUGUGUCUGUUCAUGAAUCUUUACCGAGCUUCAAACUGUAGAGAAAAGUGGAGAGGAUCUGUGUGAAGACGUUUUCCAAGUUGGUAAGAUGACUGCCAUGACAAUUCAAUGAGAGGAGAGGACGCCAAGUGAAGUAUCCCCUGCUCGCUGAAAAGGAGAGAGGGAGUGCUCAAGGUAAAGAGAGGAGAGGGAGAAGUAGAAGAAGAGGAGGAGGAGGAGGAGGAGAAAGAAGAGGAAGAAAGAAGGGAUAAGAAGAGAGGGAGAGGCAGAGGAGCGAGGGAAGGGUAAGGGGCGAGAAAGCGAAGGAUAAACGGUGGAUGGAGGCAGCUCGGACCGGGGCUACGGAGAGCUCUUCACCGACGAAGAAGAAGAAGAACAGCAGCAGCGGGGGGGAGAGGAGAUGGAGGCAAAAGGCAGAAACAUGCCCCCAGAUAUUAGUUUCCUUCCCCGCCCAGCGAUGGUGUGGUGUGAGCGGGGCAUCCAGGUGCUGCUGACCACCAUGGGGGCAUUUGCAGCCUUUGCCCUGAUGACAGUGGCGAUUGGUACAGACUACUGGCUGUACGCCCGGGCCUUUAUCUGCAACAGCACGGCCAACUCAUCCCAGGAGGACUCCAACAACAAGGACAAGAAAGACCCUGGGGCUCUCACCCACUCCGGCCUGUGGAGGAUCUGCUGCCUGGAAGGCUUGAAGCGAGGUGUGUGUUCCCAGAUCAAUCAUUUCCCGGAGGACGCAGACUACGACCAAGAUGCUGCAGAGUAUUUGCUGCGUGUGGUGCGAGCCUCCAGCAUUUUCCCCAUCCUCAGUGCCAUACUGCUCCUGCUGGGUGGAGUGUGUGUUGCUUCUAGCAGCUUCUACAAAAGCAAAAGGAACAUUAUACUAGGUGGAGGCAUUCUCUUUGUAGCUGCAGGCCUCAGCAACAUCAUUGGAGUGAUCGUGUACAUCUCUGCAGCGCUGAGUGACAUCUCCCCAAAGAAGGAUGAGGAUAAGAAGUGGCAUUACUCUUAUGGCUGGUCUUUCUACUUCGGCGGCCUGUCCUUCAUCCUGGCUGAGAUGGUAGGUGUCCUCGCCGUCAACAUCUACAUUGAGAAGAACAAGGAGCUGCGCUGCCGCUCUCGCACUGACCUCUUCAAGAGCACCACACACGCCAUGCUGCGGCUGCCCAGCUACCGUUUCAGGCGGCGCUCUCGCUCCAGCUCACGCUCCACUGACCCACCACGCUCACAGGAGACCUCGCCCAUCGGAGCCUCCAAAACCUUCAGCCUGCCGCCCUCUGCCCCACCGUUCUCUGUGGCCACUCUGCCCAACCCACACCACACCAGCAGCGGUGGAAGCGGGGGAGGCGGCGACAUCUCCAUGUACACCCUGUCGAGGGACUCCAAGCUGGGCAGCCUGGGAGGUGGCGCCCCACCUCUCUACGGCACGGUGGACCGCGCCACCCUCUACCAGCUCCACAACUACUUUCCAAAAGAUUCCAGUGGAAGCGGCGGAGGAGGAGGAGCGGUGAUAAGCAGCGGUACGCUCCCAUCUCACUCCAAGUCCAACUUGGCAGCAGCGGCAGCUGUAGCCCAGAAUGCAGCACCGCUGAAUACCUCCACAUCAGCUGCCCCGCCAGCCCAGCCAGCCCCAAUAUCUACAGCCACCAUGGAGAGGGACAGGGGCAACGUGGGAACCCUGGACCGACUGACAGCCAAAAGGGACAGGGAUAGCAACUCAGAUACACUUAACAGGAAAACUACGCCAGUUUAAAAGUAACCCUCAGAGAGGAGGGACAGAGGGUAAAGGGAGCACUGAAAUAAAAGAAGAGACGUGGUAUUGAAUUUAUGUUCGAGAUAUCAGAGUUGAAAGAGAGGAAGAGUAGGGCGGAAAAUGUGUAGGUGACACAUCAGUGGUAAUGUUUCUGUCCUUGAGCCUGAGGUAUAGCUGCCAUAAUUACUUACCAAGAUCAUAAACAGCCAUAAAACAUCUGACAUUAUUUGCACGUUCAUGACAUCUGCCUUAAAAAUGGUCAUGACUUUUACUCUGAGAGCUUGUCUGUUAAUUGUACAGCACUGGUAGAAUGGAGGCUUCAGGGGAUUUGUUGUUUAAUUUCAGUGUUACUCUAUUUCAUGUGUUAGACAGAAACAUACACGCACACACUUGGGAGCUGCCCACUGAAACCAGUCUCCCAGUGCAGCAGUUUUAAGUGCCUUGCUGGGGAGGCAGGGGAGCUCAUUAGUUAUUUAGUGUCCCCAUCUUGGUUUAGUCAGCUGCUACUAGGACUCAAACCUUCAGCUUCUCUCUAACAAAAAAAAGUCUUAACUCAUCUAGACAUCUAGUUUGAAUUUAGACACUGAGGCAUUGUUCACCUGCAAACCAGCUACUCUAAACCAUACAGUACUUCAUGACACCACAGCAUGAUACGUAAAACUCUAAAAAGUGGCCAGAUGGUAUAAGCCACACUUCUGUUACAUUUCUGUUUUAAAAGGAACAGAAAGCCACAGACGGGUACAUUCAGCCAAGUAACAAGCUGCUCAGUGAUGAGUUGACUGCCAAUUCAAGGUCAACAGUAGCUACUUAACCUCUGGUCCCAAAAGAGUGACCUCAGUCAUACCUAUCCCUACUGACACACACACGCCACACGCCAGUGGAGGCUGACACACUGUGAGCCUAUUUAUUUUUCAUUGUGUGUCAAAGGUAAUUACAGUGACAGAUGGGCAUUCUCCACAGUCCUAGAGAAAGGAACAGCCAUAGACUCUUAAGCUUCACCCUGAACGCCUCCAUCACACCACUGCCAGUUGUCACAGUUUGGUUAAACACUGCAACAAAUGUCCAUCUGAACAAGUAACUUUAUCUGAUGUUAAAGUCCCAGAAUCUUUCUGUAAAUGUGUGAAAUAUUUGCUGAAGAGUGGCCAAGUGGACGUAGACUGUUCCUCUUGUUUCAACAUGACGCUUGUUUUUGUUGCCUUAACAAUAAGAGUUCCAUUAGAAAAUGUUCAGCAUUUCAAUAUGCAGAGCAAAUGUAUUUGCAGAUGUAUCACCAGACAAGAGCGUCAGUAUUCUGCAAAACCACUGAUUAUAUUCAGUCACCUUUUUUAAGUCCAGUGCCAGUGUUAACAUUGUCACUUGCUCACUCUGUGCACAUAGCAACGAUGCUAUGGUUAGCAUAGUGGUUAAGGUAAGGUUACUAAAUCACGUUAAGAGAAAGAUCCAAACCAUAAUCUUUUCCUUUUUCAAUUAAUCUCUGGUACUGCUCCACCACACUUGAUCACUGUGUGUCAUUAGACACUAGAAAUGUUGCUAAAUGCACCUUCAAUGAUGGAGGCGUUUGUAAAGAUGGACAUUUUUGCACACUGUGAUGUUUAACUGCCUAUAAUUGAUUUCAGGGUUUGUAUGACUGUUUAUGGUGAUGGUUAAAUACUGACGGCUACAAGGCAGCUUCCAUUGAGUGUUCCUGCAAAGGGCUGCAACCACAGGCAACAGGGUGGGGGUCAAUUCAGUUUACACUCAGGGGGUGGAAAUUUAGUUAGAACAUAGAUUUAAAAGCUAAAAAUGAAUCUCAUGUGUUACUCCAAUAUGAAAAUAUCAACCAUUUUAUCAAGCCAAGUUACAUCACUUAUUCUUAAAAAGAACACAAAAUAAAGCACAUUAUAGAUUCUUAAAUAAGUUAUAAAUUAUCUUAAAGAAUUUCUAACAAACCAAUCAGACUUUGAGCAUGAUGUAUUUUUGAGAAUGCUUGUGAAAUGUCACAUAUUUCAAAGGGGGAAAAGAAUCUGCAGUGGAUGUGCUGUGUCACAUUUUGGACUGAAACCUCACGUGUUCUAAAUCUGAUCAUUGGACUAAUGUGUUGAACUUUAAAUGCACUUCUGAAUCAGCUGCGUUUGAAAAUGAAUUCAACCCGACCCUGGUUGACGACAAGUUGGAGGAGGAGGGAAAAUGAAAAGAGCACAACAGCCUUCUGUUCCCCUUCCCUCCGUCUCUCUUUUAGCUAUAACUAUAUACUAUUUCACAAACUAGAAUAAUAAAUGUAUUACUGAGUAUAUUAUCAAUCCAUUCACUUCAACAAAAGCACAUAAUGUCUGUAAAUGGUAAUCUUUGGGUUGUCUUUUCAUUCUGAGUGAUUAUCAUCUCUAGGUUACACGAGAUUGUAACUCCUUGAGUAUUAAUAUCAUGUUGCUGGUGUUUCUAUGAUCGUAAUGGUUAUUGCAGGGUAUUUAUACAUUUUGAAAUCUUUUUUUUUGUAAUUUUUUUAUAUUCCUUUCAAGAAGUUUUUGAUUUCUUUUCUCCUGCUUAUGUACACUAAAGUCAGUGGUGUCAUGUGGAACAGCAUGUGCACAAAAGUGAGAGGGUAAUGUGUAAAUUCAUAUCUAGAUCAUCACCAUCUUCAUUGUUUUCUUACUUUUAUUUAUCAGGGGGAGUUGACUGAGCGUGCAUGCAACGCCCUGUUUAACCUUCACACACGCUGACGCUGGCAGCAGCCCAGUAAAACCAGUCUGCUGCCAGUCAACCGAGCAACUUCCCUGGGACAGUUGGGGCAUUAAGAGCAAGGCACGAUGAUCAUUGCUCAAGGAGGAGAGAUUGUUACUCAUUUCAUUUCCUCCAUCAAGGUUGUUCCAGUCUUUAUGGACAUCCUUCUGGUUCAUUUUUACAAUGAAUUUCACUGUGUACAUUAUUUUUACUGUAAUUUUUGAGCUGUUUUUUAAUGUAAUCGUUGUCUUCUUUUUUACUAAUCUUAUUUCUUGUCCUGCUGUUCAUUAUCUAUGUAAUCUUCUCUAUUUUAUGUGUAAUUGCUCUUUUAUUUAGUCUUUUCUCCUCAUUUUUGAUAAUAUAUCUCCACUGUUCACUUUGUCUUAAUUUUCUUGAAGGCUUUUUUUUCCCCUAAACAUUACCAACGUAGCCUAAUAAUCUGUGUUUUUUAAUGUUCUGACUAGUGUAUAACUGUAGGCGAUAGAAUUUAUAUUAAUCUAUUUAUUUUCGUGGUGGUAUGUAUAGAUAUUCUUAAUGUUAUAUUGUUUCAGAGUUCCUACACCUGUAUCUUUGGGCUAUAAAGGCUUCACGCCUGCCUGUGAAACAAGGUCAGUAGCCUAAGUGCUGGGAAUGUGAGCUAAAUGUAGUCUGUUGUCAGUACAACAAAACACAUUCGCCUCAUGCUUCUGAAAAUGUGAGAAUUGUUUCAAAAUUACUAAAUAAAUGCUGGCACUGUGUCCUAAACUUGCAAAGUGUUUGUAAGAACUUGGUCAAAAGUGGACAUCCUGUUCCUUUGUUUCAGUUCAUAUCCUAAUGUGAAACCAUUUUAAAGCCAGCGUGAGUCACCGGCUCCUGUUCCCAACACUAAGGCUACUGACAAAUCAAACCUGAUACUCUUCAAAUGGAAAACUGGUAAAACUGGUACAUUUCCUCUCAGCAGACUGACACAUGUUAAGGACAAUAAGGAGAAGGGGAAGCAAUGCAAUAUACUGAUCCACACUGGAAAAGACAAAAAAUAUAAGGUAUAUACAGUAUACAUAUAUAUAUAUAAAUAUAUAGAUAUAUUCAAUAAAGUUCUAUAUGAAAAUUA
Messenger RNA from Lates calcarifer (barramundi perch), 5716 nucleotides. Its product is annotated as voltage-dependent calcium channel gamma-4 subunit. The record is from RefSeq and is a predicted model, not a curated record. Gene Ontology annotation, biological process: positive regulation of synaptic transmission, glutamatergic; postsynaptic neurotransmitter receptor diffusion trapping; neurotransmitter receptor internalization. The transcript is spliced from 6 exons. Lineage: Eukaryota; Metazoa; Chordata; Actinopteri; Centropomidae. The coding region runs from base 583 to 1929 and encodes 448 amino acids. Gene Ontology annotation, cellular component: AMPA glutamate receptor complex; postsynaptic density membrane. Gene Ontology annotation, molecular function: channel regulator activity; voltage-gated calcium channel activity.